Lactuca saligna is the source of this 786-nucleotide messenger RNA. NCBI's taxonomy places the organism in Eukaryota, Viridiplantae, Streptophyta, Magnoliopsida, Asterales, Asteraceae. The record is from the annotation of a GenBank genome assembly.
AACCAUCCUCUACCUAUUCCACCAUAACAGGAAUCAGAGAAUCAACAAACCCCAACAAUUUCAUUUGUCCUUUUUGGAAUUUGGGAGUAAAAUUUUUAUGGGUUCUUCACCACUUUCGAAAUCGACAGCACAUACAACCACGAAAACAAACCACAUUAACAUAAUUCUUAAUCGAUUAUUCUCCUUCCCAUUAAUCUCUCUGUAAAAAUGGAUCAAACGAACACUAAAUCUUCCAGCAGCAACAAAACGGGCUAUUGUCUUCCAACCAUCUCCAAUCGAUCCGCAAUGGGUGACUUCAAGCGUGUAAAGAGCGCUAAAGAUUUAUUAGUGAGCUCAAGUUCGGAGGAUGGAAGCAAAAGAAAAAAGAAUCCACAGGUGGUGUGUUUCGGAGAACUUUUGAUCGAUUUUGUGCCCACAGUCUCCGGUGUUUCACUGGCGGAGGCUCCGGGAUUCAAGAAAGCUCCCGGCGGCGCUCCGGCGAAUGUUGCAGUUUGUGUAUCAAAAUUGGGAGGAUCUGCAGGAAUGAGAUUUGACAAACAAGCAAGAACCGCAUUAGCAUUUGUAACCCUAAGAGCCGAUGGAGAACGUGAGUUCAUGUUCUUCCGCCAUCCAAGUGCCGAUAUGCUUCUCACAGAGGCAGAACUUGAUACAGAUUUGAUCAAAAAGUCAACAAUCUUUCACUACGGAUCCAUUAGUUUGAUUGAAGAUCCAUGCAAAUCAGCUCACUUAGCUGCAAUGAAAAUCGCUAAAAAGCAGGAUGCAUUCUUUCAUAUGAUCCUAAUUUGA